Molecule: messenger RNA, 4132 nt
Organism: Fusarium odoratissimum NRRL 54006
Lineage: Eukaryota; Fungi; Ascomycota; Sordariomycetes; Hypocreales; Nectriaceae
Product: bleomycin hydrolase
Exons: 3
Coding region: 287-1813 (508 amino acids)
Biological process (GO): L-homocysteine catabolic process; response to toxic substance; proteolysis
Cellular component (GO): cytoplasm
Molecular function (GO): cysteine-type aminopeptidase activity
Source: RefSeq, a predicted model, not a curated record
GUUUGAUACGCGGCCCAGACGUGCCGACACUUCCAAGUCUAUCGCUACCCUACAUUUCAACUGCCGUACUCUGGCUUGUGGUUCAGUGACGUUUUGGCCUUGUUCAUUAUUCUCCUGAGCUGAGAUGGAUGGGUACACAGCCUGACAAUCAAUCACGCAAGCUCAUGCUUGAUGAGACAGCGCGUGACGAAACUCUGUCACAAGUUCUCCCUAAACCUUGAUAGCGCACGAUUUCCUUCUCCUACACAUUUGCUUCUUUGAACCAUCACCUUACGUAUUCUCGUGUAUGAAAGUGACCAUGGGUGCUCAGCCAUCAAAGCCAACACUUCACGAGAAGGCUGUCAUGGAGCGCCUCCGUAGUCUCCAACUCCAGGAGGAUGACGAAUACGUCGAAAUUAGCAGCGACGCUGAGAAGGGUACGGUCGGACCCUUGACUCGCGAGGCUCAAGGUCUAUCUGUCCAUGUCCUCGAGUCCUGGCAGUCUGCUAUCCUCAAAGAUCCCAAGAACAAACUCGCACUCACGGCACUGAGCUCAGCAAACCCGAGACAGGUGCUCACUUCACUGUCGACCGAAAUCGCAGACCAGCAGAUCUAUAAUGUCAAGAUCCCAUUCGAGGGAGAUCCGAUUACGAACCAGCGUUCAAGCGGCCGCUGCUGGUUGUUUGCCUCCACAAACGUGUUCCGAGUUGCCAUCAUGAAGCGAUAUAAUCUCGAGAGCUUUGAGCUCUCACAGCAGUAUCUCUUCUUCUGGGAUAAGCUUGAAAAAGCGAACUGGUUUUUGGAACAGAUCAUCGAUACCGCAGGAGAGGAUCUCGAAGGACGUCUCGUUCAAACCUUGCUGGGCGACAUCGUUUCUGAUGGUGGUCAGUGGGACAUGGUCUAUAACCUUGUCGAGAAGUAUGGUCUAGUGCCACAGACCCUCUACCCUGAUACAUGGAAUGCCCAGAGCACGGGUAUUCUUAAUAGUGUUAUCAAGACCAAGCUUCGUGAAUUCGCACUCAAGCUACGGGGCCUGAUUAACUCUAAGAACGGUGUCUCAGCUACCACACUCUCGUCGGCGAAAGACAAAAUGCUUCGUGAGAUCUCUCUCAUCAUGACUCUUCUCCUUGGGCCACCACCAAGCUCCGAGGAAACCUUCACUUGGCAGUACAACGACAAGAAUGGCAAGUCACAUCAGCUCAAGACUACCCCUAAAGAGUUCGCCAAGAACAUAUAUAGCUCCGAUUUCCGCAUCACUUCUAGCACCAUCGAGAGUAUGAUCUCACUUGUGGACGAUCCUCGGCACGAGCCGCUCUCUCUCCUCUCUGUUUCACGACUUGGUAACAUCGUGGGUGGACGUGGCGUGAGUUACGUGAACGUUGAUAUCGAUACCCUCAAGGGAACAUGCAUAAAGAUGCUCAAGGCUGGUCUGCCUAUCUUCUUCGGUAGCGACGUGGGUAAGUUCUCCGACUCCAAGUCGGGCAUUAUGGAUCUCGACCUCAUCGACUACGAACUUGGCUUCAACACUAGCUUGCUAGGCAUGAGCAAAGCACAGCGAUUGACAACACAGGAGAGUCAGAUGACCCACGCUAUGGUGUUGACUGCAGUUCAUCUGGACGAGGAGACGGGCAAGCCUGUCCGUUGGAGAGUGCAGAACAGUUGGGGCACUGCGGCUGGUGACAAAGGAUGGUUUGUUAUGAGUGAUGCUUGGCUCGACGAGUUUGUUUAUCAGGCUGUUGUAGACCCUCGCUUCUGCAGCAAGGAGGUUCGCGAUGUGCUCAAGAAGGAAGCGAUUAUCCUCCCACCAUGGGAUCCUAUGGGCGCCCUGGCCUGAGUGAGCGUUCUUGUUACGGAUGCGAAGGUAUUGCUAUGAGACGACAUUGAGACUCCUUUUUGUAUCAGACCGAUGCUUGCCGAGAGAAUGAACAUAGUUUAACCACCCCCCCUAACGACCGUAGCACAACCGUGCUCCGUGAAACCUGCUAUGGAAUCAUUCGUGGGUCGGUUACCAGGUCCUAAAGUGAUGGUAUAUUCAAGUAAAGACAAACUAUAUUACCUGACAAGAUGGCCAUGGGAGUAUUAGGGAAAAUAGUACGAUGAUGCUUCUCUUGCAAUCCAGUGCCGGCUUCUAGCGAGGACCUGGGUAACUUCAUGUGGUUUCAUCUUGCCUGCUAUUUGAAUAUGCCCACGACCUCAUUUUGACGACAUGGGAACAGAUGCGGUCCCCUCCCAAGUCAUGCUCAUAAUGUACGUUAACUCGAUGCAAUAGUAGCAUCAAUCUCUGCACUUUUUUUUUUUUCAUAUGUCGCGAUCCUCUUUUGUGGUAUACAUGAAAGGCGAUGAGGACUUAGCAUCUGGUCACCAGAUCUCUACCCCCGUCCAUUAGAUCUCUUUGGAGGUACAACUACUGCACAAAUAAUUCGUGCUGAACCAUAGACAAGGAAUGAUGGAGUCCUUGCAUGGACACAUCUACUCCGACACCGAGCGACAUGUUGGAAGAGCGUCACAUCUGAUCCAUGUGCAUUGCCGUAGCGGCUACGGAUGUACUUGUUCUCAGCCAAAUGGUUAUGGCUAAAGCUGUAACAUUUAAGCUUACGUUUCGCGUAUCGCUCGAGUCCUUUCCCAAACCGAAAAUAAUCUAAGGCAUACCCUUUCAUGCACUGGCUACCUUUGCCCUUGCAUUGUGGCAGACGGGUUUUCAUGUUCCACGGCCACGUGAGGUGCCGGCAUCUUUUUUAUGGCACCUUGAUCGCAAUCUAAGCCAGCAGUUGGAGUGUGACUGAGGUCAGAACUCAUGCUUGCUUGUGGUCUCUCCAUGAGAAGACUGCCAGUCAUAUCACGCGCAACUCGAUUUCUCCCGGGGAUUCUGCAGUUGCUUCGCAGGUUGUGUCUCUUCAAAAGCAGUCUCCAUCUGUGGUUGGCUUCUUUUCAGUACGAGAAGCCUCGUUUCGAGAUGGUCUGGCAGGCAUUGGAGAGUACAUAGCGUUGGGAAAGCUAAUAGUCUCGGGAAAGUUCUGGGCUUCAGGAGGCACGUUAGUUUCAGGAAAGGUCUUCUUUCGAGAAGGCUCGUGGAUUACACAAACGCCUUCUUCCUCCAAGGCGUUUUCUUGAACACGUCCACCUUUCCUAGACCCUUUCCUCCCAUAUAGUCUUGUUUUAGUUAAGUGAUUGUUCUCGGCAGUAUUCGAGUUCCAAAAAUAGACUGUGUUUAGAUGGGCCCUGACGUGUCUGUCCGAUGGAAGAAACUACCUAUCGUAGGUAACUCCUUUGGAGCUCAGGUGGUUCGGUUCUGCUGUACUAUGAACUUGAACGGCUGCGAUGCAGAUAUAUUGUGUUGGUGGCAGGACCCCUCUACCGUUGCACCAUUAGGAGUGAGGAAACCCAUCGGCCAUCAGGAAAGCUCUGAGGUCCUGGGUUGGAAAUCGAGUUUCUGACUAGUGCAAACAUUGAUCAGCCAGAUGAAUGGUCUCGUAGUUCUCGAUUACUCAUACUCGAAGGUACAAUACUCUUAACAUAGCUGUUAAGCUAUGGCUCCCGGUUUGCUAGUACUCUUAAAAAGGAGGGCACCAAGAAAAUGCACUGAGUUGAUAACUUGGAUGCUGAUAGGAGGUAUAUCAAGCUUUUCUUAUGAAAGGCUCCACCGACCUAACAACUCUCUCAGGUACUGGGACUAGCAGCUGAUGAUUUCGACAGUGACAGAUAACUAAAUUAAUGUUUUUCGCAUUGACUUUGUGCGGCCCUGCGGCAAACUUGUCAUUCGAUGUUUUGGCAACAUAGACACUACAUCUAUAAUAGACAGCAUAUUCCGGUUCGCUGAUGGCUAGGCCUGUCUGCAAUCUGCAGCAAUUGAUAGAUCAGCGCUUCUGUCAUCACUAUUAGAGGCUUGCUUUUGUGUUAAAAUAUCGGGGUAUGCGUCUAACGAAGCUGGAGAACUUGGAAAGGUAGUUAUGACUUGGCAUACAGCGCUAGGUACUGGUUAAAUGAUUAACAUGGUUAAGAGUAUGCACCUACGGAAAUUAACGGAAUUUCAUAAAGAUUGACCACCUUGAUGCGGUACUAACAUUGGUAGGGCUGUGUGUAGAUGAGUCAGCCAAAUAGAAUUUUUCUUUUUUUCUUUUUUAGUUAUACAUUACUCGCUUCGCCUGGAUGCUUG